AUUGAAAAUGUUGAAGACUACUCAGAAGAUAAUAGUGAGUUGACAGCAUACCGACACUGUGCAAAGCUCUUGGAUUGUCUUUUUUGUGGAACAAAACUGAAAAUACUAGAGUAUUGUGAGCCUGGUUGUUUGGCCGCAAAAGAGCAGAUGAUCGUAAACCAUUCUUUGUUUCCUUUUUCAGGAGAAAAUGUCUUCUCAACUUGCGCCAUAAGAAAAAUUGAUGCGAUCGUUGUGAUGAACUUGAAUAUGGAAAGAGUUGAAUUAUCAACGAAUGAGUGGAAGAAAAGCAAUGCAAGCUCUGCCACGGCCACAAAGCAGCAAUCUAAAAAUUUGCGAACAAAUUUGUCGAUGUUGAACCAAUUGAAUCGAAAAUACAACAUAAAAACGAAGACUGUAGUGGUUAUGGAUUUUAUUGGUAAGUGUUUACUAAAACGUUCAAGUAUAUUAUAG
Cokeromyces recurvatus is the source of this 450-nucleotide messenger RNA. RefSeq lists its product as uncharacterized. The record is from RefSeq and is a predicted model, not a curated record. The transcript is spliced from 2 exons. Lineage: Eukaryota; Fungi; Mucoromycota; Mucoromycetes; Mucorales; Mucoraceae. The annotation marks the transcript as partial.